CGGGGAUGCCCCCUUGGGCUCUCCAUUUGCGGCCCAACAGGGACGGCUUCAAAUCGCCGCCCCCUCCCUCCACUCCAGGACCCAAGAUUCCAAAGAUGUCAGGAAACUCCUCAGUUCGAGAUGCCAUUGAGCUCACGAGAAACGGAGUGCAUUCCCCCAGUGACAAUGUCAAAAUCUCCAUCAUCAGAGACUCUUGUUCCCUGGCUUCAUUUCAGGACAGUGGCUAUAGUGAAUCGCUAAAAACUUCCAGCUUUGAUUGUACAGAUGUUGAGUUUAUAGAAAAUACUACAGGAGGCCUAUCACUGCUGCCUAAGUACCACAAAAAUUCAGGUCUAGAUGUAACACAUCCAGGGGACCCUCCCAGUGAAUGCGAUAAAAACCGCAUCAUCUCAUCAAAUAGGAAAGUAGGACCGGUCACAGAAUUUUGUGAAACACCUAAGGGUGCUAGAAAAAAUAUCUCGUUGCGAAGAAGAUUAUUUAUACCGAAAACAGCUUCAAGUGGCAAUCUCGGGCAUUUUGAUGUCCAAAAGAGCUCUUUGGAAGAUAGUAUAAAAAAACAGUCAAUACGCCAAGUUCUCAGUUUUGAAGAAAAUAUACUGAGGAAUGUUUCCGAUUCCCCGGGAGCCAAAAGUUUUACUCCCCUUGCAACUAGCACUUUAAAAACAGAAGAAGCCAUUUCCAACUGUCAAAAAUUAAGAUAUACCUUUUCGCAGCAGAAAACCUCAACAGUAGAUGAUUCCAAAAGUGACAGUAAUCUGUUUGAAACUGAAUGCAUAUCCCCGAUUUCACGAAAUACUUGCCAAGGGUCGAUGCCCGAUGACACUCAUGAGUUUGGUGACGGCACUGUCGACUUUAAUGAUGAGAAUGUAAAUCCUGAGCACUUGACUACGCCUGCCUAUGGAACACAGUCUAAAACAAACCGGGAUACAUUUGUGACGCCCAUCACUCAACUUGUAGCGAACCUGAAGCUGCAUUUAUGUAACCCGAAAUCUCCUGCCGUAGCAAUUGCUACACCUGAAGAAAGUGACUUCCAUUCACUGGGUUCAGAUAAAUCACAAGAUUCCUUCUCUGGCCAUGAGAGUUCUCAAGAACUUCAGAAACAUAAAGGAACCCCCAAAGUUCUGGAAACUAAAAGAAAGCAAAGGAACCUAGUAAGAGUUCCGCGGUUGUCCACCCUCAGGGAGCGAGGUUCACAGUCAGAGACAGAAGAAGACAACAGAACUCUAAUUAGUUUAGGCGCUACAGUCAAAUCUUCAGGAGCGUCUGUUAUCCCAGAUAGCGAACUGGUGCUAAAAGAGAAUAAUGGAGAUUUAUUUUUAUGCCUUAAGGAUUUAUCCAAGACACCUGCUUUACAAUUCGUCCACCAGCUAUUCAUGAAAACCAAAAGGAGAAGAUCCCAGCAAAAUAGUGCCCUGGGCUUCUUGGAGGAUACUGUUGAAGGAGAAAUACCUGAUGUGGGAUAUAUACUGGCAGGACUUAUUGGAAAGAAAAUGGGCUUAGAAAAAUUAGACAUCUUAACAGAGUUGAAAUUCAGAAAUUUAAAGCAUAUUCUUGCUGUUGUUUUAGAUGCCCUGACUGUAGAAAGCCUAUGCAGCGUCUGGAGAGUAAGCAGAAAUUGGCGUGAGAUUGUUAUACAAGAUAAAAAAGCAAAUUGGAGAAGGAAAUAUUAUAUAACACAUCUGAAAUGGAAAACAGAUGCUGGGUGUCACAGACCGCGCGUUGAAGAUGCGACCACAAGGCUUGCUGCUUUAAAUCGAUCCGCUCUAAGACCUGUCCAGAUUCAAGCUAGAACACCGUUCACUUGCCAAGAGAUUCCACCGGUGACUGGGCAGGUGAAUUUAACGUCCUCGGGGGGCAGCUCGACGCCUCAGAUGACGAGCAGGCAAGAAGAAUACGUUAAAGUUGCCAGGACGCUUUUAAACGACGAAGCUUUAAAACCCUGCCCAAGGUGUCAGUGCCCGGCAAAGUAUCAGCCAGUUAAUAAAAGGGGACUGUGUAGCCGAGAAGCCUGUGCUUUUGACUUUUGUGUUUUAUGUUUACGCACUUAUCACGGGUCAGAGGACUGCCGGGGCCGAUCUGGGAGGCGAAGAAAUAAAAAGGACGUGCUCCCUGGAAGUGACCAGAGCAGGCACAACUUAAAACGACUCUAAAAGCACCCCUCCCCAUCACCCACCUCUUUGCUGCCUUAUUUUGUCUUUUACUUCAGACUAUUUCGGAAGAAUGAGUCAAAAAACGUUCCACUCCUCGCAGCUCACGAUCGGCGUCACCUACAGUUGAUCGUUCCCUUCGCUGUGUGUUCUGGAUGUGUUUCUGAAAGCUGUGAAAAUUUAUAUCUGUUUUCCUGUGUGUCACUUUCA
Molecule: messenger RNA, 2357 nt
Organism: Tachyglossus aculeatus (Australian echidna)
Lineage: Eukaryota; Metazoa; Chordata; Mammalia; Monotremata; Tachyglossidae
Gene: FBXO43
Product: F-box protein 43
Exons: 5
Coding region: 6-2150 (714 amino acids)
Biological process (GO): regulation of mitotic nuclear division; negative regulation of meiotic nuclear division
Cellular component (GO): nucleus
Molecular function (GO): zinc ion binding; protein binding
Source: RefSeq, a predicted model, not a curated record